Molecule: messenger RNA, 531 nt
Organism: Phlebotomus argentipes
Lineage: Eukaryota; Metazoa; Arthropoda; Insecta; Diptera; Psychodidae
Product: zinc finger HIT domain-containing protein 1
Exons: 1
Coding region: 1-468 (155 amino acids)
Biological process (GO): chromatin remodeling
Cellular component (GO): Swr1 complex
Molecular function (GO): nucleosome binding
Source: RefSeq, a predicted model, not a curated record
AUGACGAGUCGCGAGUCAGGAAGGAUAAAGGAAGCGGACAAGAAGCGUGUGCUCGAUGAGGCGUCGAGGAAGAGACGCGCUCGGAAGGCUCUGGAGGCUCUUGAGCAAGACAACUUCCACGAUGACCCGCACGCAGAUCUCGUGAUGUCCAAGAAAGUGCCUAAGUUCCAAGAUAAUCUCGACACAUCGAAGAACAAGAAGGGAAAGAAGCCGAAAAACGCGGAAUAUUUCAAGGCGAAGUACCGGAAAUCAUUCGCCCAGCUGCUGGAGGAAGACAAGACUCUGAGGCCGGAUCCUCCAAACUACGGCAGCGCUCAGGCGCCUCCAUCGAGAUUCCCGGACCGACACUUUUGUGCCGUUUGCGGAUUUCCUUCAAAUUACACUUGCACCUCUUGUGGCACGAGAUACUGUUGUGUGCGGUGUUUAGGGACACACCAGGACACCAGGUGUUUAAAGUGGACUGCCUAAGGAGUCUAGAAUUAUUGGAUUUUAUCAAUUUUCUGCCCAACAAUGCGCCAUCAAUAAAAAUCA